Dermacentor silvarum is the source of this 2040-nucleotide messenger RNA. RefSeq lists its product as uncharacterized. The transcript has 10 exons. Gene Ontology annotation, molecular function: phosphatase activity. The record is from RefSeq and is a predicted model, not a curated record. Bases 59 to 2020 code for a protein of 653 amino acids. NCBI's taxonomy places the organism in Eukaryota, Metazoa, Arthropoda, Arachnida, Ixodida, Ixodidae.
AGCCGCAGCGGAAGCGGUGGCUAAGCAGUACGGGAAGGAGUACACGUGGGAGCUGAAGAUGCGAGUGAUGGGAACUCCGGACAGCGACGCGGCCCGCGUCGUCAUCGACACCCUGAGGCUGCCGCUCAGCGUGGACGAGUACCUGGCCGAGCUGGACCGCUUGUAUGCGGUUUCGCUGCCCAACGCACAGCUCAUGCCCGGUGUCGAGCGCCUAGUGCAACACUUGCAGGGGCACGGUAUUCCCAUAGCCCUGACCACUAGCUCCAAGCCGCUUUCGUUCGGCAUAAAGAUGACGCACCACGGGAAAUUUCUGGCGUUGUUUCACCACGUGUUCAUAUCGGGUGGGGACCCCGAGGUCAAACGUGGCAAGCCACACCCCGACAUUUUCCUGAUUGCAGCGUCCAAGUUCGAGGAGGAUCCGGCACCCGGCAAGGUUCUGGUGUUCGAGGACACACCCGCAGGUGUGACGGCUGCCCUGGAAGCCGGCAUGCAGGUUGUGAUGGUUCCGGACCCUCACAUGGACCAAGAAAACCGGAGCCGGGCAACCCUGUGCAUCGACUCGCUGUUGGACUUCAAGCCCGAGCUGUUUGGACUGCCGCCCUUCGAGGAAGUCCCCAAGAGGAACACGGAGAAGUUGUACACCGGGGCUGCAGAGAGCGUGGCCUCAAAGUAUGGUAAAAAAUUUACCUGGGAACUCAAGCGGCGGGUGAUGGGAACGCCCGAUGCCGACGCGGCGCGCACGAUCGUCGAGGUCCUCGGCCUGCCCCUGCCGCCGGACGAGUACAUGGCGGCGGUGGACCACAUAUACGAGGAGACGUUCCCCAACGCCCAACUCAUGCCGGGCGCUGACAGACUGGUGCGCCACCUUCACGCGCACGGCGUCCCCAUGGCCAUCGCGACCAGCUCCAAGCCGGCCUCGUUUGGCCUGAAGAUGAUGCGACACCGCGAUUUCUUGGCGCUCUUCCACCACGUGGUCUGCUCGGGCGGGGACCCGGAAGUGAAGCGGGGCAAGCCACAUCCAGACAUAUUCCUCGUCGCCGCUUCCAGAUUCGACAAAAAACCAACGUCGGAAAAGGUCCUUGUGUUCGAGGACUCCGUCAUGGGCGUCACGGCUGCCCUAGCUGCCGGCAUGCAGGUCGUCAUGGUCCCCGACCCUCGCAUGGAUGAAGAGAGCAAGCGUCGCGCAACCACUUGCAUAAAUACGCUGAUGGACUUCAAGCCCGAGAUCUUCGGACUUCCACCAUUUGGGGCUGGUCCCAGCGCAGGUCCAAGCCAUUCGGGGAUCAAACGAGCUCAAACACGUCGCAAGGUCCCGGUGCCGUCCUUUAAGCCUGUGUCGCACGUGAUUUUCGAUUUGGACGGCCUGCUGUUAGACACCGAAAAGCUCUACAUGGGCGCCGCGGAGACAGUGGUCUCCCAAUAUGGCAAGAAGUUGACGUGGGAGCUGAAGCGGCGAGUGUUGAGCACGCCAGACGCCGACGUGGCGCGCAGGAUUGUCGAAUACCUCGGUCUGCCGCUCACUCCAGAGGGCUUUGUGGAAGCGAUGGAACGAAUAUACCAGGAAGUUCUCCCCAGCGCCGAACUGAUGCCAGGCGCUGACCGUAUCGUGCGCCACCUACACGUUCACGGCAUCCCCAUGGCCGUCGCGACCUUCUCCAAGCGUGCUUCGUUCGACCUCAAGAUGACGCGGCAUCAAGAUCUCCUGGCACUCUUUCACCACGUGGUCUGUUCGAGCGAAGAUCCGGAAGUAAAUCGCAGCAAGCCACAUCCAGACAUCUUCCUCAUUGCCGCAUCCAGGUUCGAUGAGAAGAUACUUUCCGAAAAGGUCCUGGUGUUCGAAAACUCUCCCAUGGGUGUCACAGCAGCCCGAGCCGCCGGCAUGCAAGUGGUCAUGGUUUCGGACACUCGCGUCGACGAAGAGAACCGGCGUCAGGCCACCAUGUGCAUCACCUCGCUGCUGGAAUUCAAGCCGGAGCUCUUUGGGCUCCCGUCUUUUCAAACUUCCCCACCGAAGAGCUGAAGCACUGACAUAAAGAUUCG